CCGGUGUUCAUCAUUGGAGUAAGAAAAUAAAAGAUAGGAAAUUUCCUCUCACCCGGAAGAAGACCGGUGAGGUCGUCAUGGGGGGCAAAGUCAGUAGCAAAAUGGCAGCCGUAGGACGUGUUGUACAGGUACGCUUGUCGAACUGGUCCAUUUACCGUACUGCAUCCACACUUGGCACUCAAACGGUGCGACCCCAUGCACCACUUAUCAAAUUCCCCAACAGAAAUGGAAUCCCCAAACCAAAUGUCCCAGAAGCACUGAAGACGCUAGUAGCUAGCCCUCCACAGAGCUCUGCCAGUCCGUCCGUCCCAGCAGCAGCACCCCCACCUUUAUCAAGACCUCUUGGACCCAUCACCCGACUCCCCGGCACCCCAGACAGCCUGGCCACAGUCCAGGAACUCCCCCAGAGGUACCGCAGGAGGCAGCUUACACUCGAGGAGAUGAACUACAUCCAGCGUGGUGGACCAGAGUGACACUCGGUGACUGAGCACAACCAAAGUCCUUAUCGGUGGAAGCCAGUGUCUAUUUUUGCCUAAGUUUGUUCCUCAACACAAGAGGAUCUGUUGCCACAGCUCACCAUACGUUCUGCAGAAUAAAUAUAUUAUAUAAUUCAUGUUGAAAAUGUACAUACAAAGUUUUAUUUUUAAAAUAUGUUAAUGAAGAGAUGCUUGACUAUUACUUGAUUUGCAAAAGAGAUCUUAAUUUCAUUACAUGCUGGAAAAAAACGUCAUGGCAACCGUUAUUUAUGUGAUCGGCAAACUCAAUACACUACUCAAUCUUCUGCCACUUCUCAGCACAAGAGUUUUUGGGAACAUUUUGGCAUGGUGUUCACCCAUCACAGAUCUACAAUCUUUGUCCACAACUUAAGCUGCUUUUUUGCUGUGUUGUAUUUUUUUCCUGCUUGACAUUUGGUGACAUCACAUCCAGAUACUAGGACAAGAGUGUUAAAUCACUGACUGUACAAACUGAGGACCGUUCUGUCCUGGCUCCAUAGACACAAUCAUUGGAGAACUCUGGCUUUUGGAGCACGGUGCUUACCCAGAAUGCUUGUCUCUUGGAUUCAAAUCAAGUCGGACAUAGAGUCAAAGUGGUGGAUUGAGUUUGUGUGAUGUGCUGGUUAUGAAUUAUUAAAAAAAUACUAUAUUACCGACA
Hypomesus transpacificus is the source of this 1152-nucleotide messenger RNA. It is a transcript of the gene kgd4, whose product is annotated as mitochondrial ribosomal protein S36. Gene Ontology annotation, biological process: 2-oxoglutarate metabolic process. The record is from RefSeq and is a predicted model, not a curated record. The transcript is spliced from 5 exons. Bases 78 to 473 code for a protein of 131 amino acids. NCBI's taxonomy places the organism in Eukaryota, Metazoa, Chordata, Actinopteri, Osmeriformes, Osmeridae.